UUCCGUUUGUAUCGUUCAGCGUGCGUUAACUUAAGCUAGGUUAAGCAAAAGUUAUUCGUUUAUAUUUGCUUAUGUUGUGUUUCUGGACUAAUAAAGCCACAAAUAAAUACGUUUUCAUGGCUACGGAUGGAUGCUCGUAUCCGUUACGGGUUUUUACAGAGAACCUGUGACAUAUAACGCAGGCUAACAGCUAAUUUGUAGCUGAAGUAAGUUGAAGCUGCUAAGUUUAGCCUGCUACUUUCAUCACAACAGCAGCGUGUUUGAGUGUUUUGAAAAGCGCGACAGGCACCAUGGCCAGUCUGGAGCAGUGGGUGAACGACCGUCUCCACGACAUCCUCGGCUUGAGUGACAGAUACGUGUCUCAGUUCAUGAUUGGAAUUGCUCGGAAGUCGUUGAGUCCUGAGGACUUUGUGAGUCGUCUUGAGCAGACGGGCACGAUCGACAUCGACCAGAGCGUGGCUGCUUUUGCGAAGGAGCUCUUUGAAAAGAUUCCUCGUAAGGAGGUGGUAGAGAAACCGUCCCGAGCGAUAGAACGGCAAGCCAUAGAAAUGGAGAGGAAGAAUCGGACAUACACGUUACUGGAGGACAGCGACAGCGGCGAAGAGGUGGUGAAGGAGAAGCAGAAGGGGAAGAAGAAAAGCAAAGACAAGGACAGAGGAAGCAAGAGGAAGCACAUCAGACAGAAGAAAGGCAGCGAGUCUUCCAGUGAGGAUGAAGAGCCUGCAAGGAGGAACGCUGGCCAAGAGAACCAUAUGUCUGUCAUGAAAGAAGAAGAGGAGGAGGAAGAGUGGGAGAAGGAGGAGAGAGAGCGACUGCAAGACAUCGAGGAACGAGAUGCGUUCGCCCAGCGAGUGAGGGAGAAAGAUAAAGACAAGACCCGAAACAUAGCCGAGAGGACGGACAAAAAGGCUUACGAGGAAGCUCAGAAGAGACUGAAGAUGGCUGAAGAUGACCAGAAGAACAUGCUGCCGGAGUUGAGGAAGCGUUCCCGUUGGGAUUAUCUGAAGAAGAGAGAGGAGGAGAAGCUGGAGGACCUGGAAGCAGAGAUCAUAGACGACGAGUAUCUUUUCUCCACAGAAGAGCUGACUGAGAGGGAGAAGAAGGACCUGGACUAUAAACGCACCCUCAGGGACCUGGCCAAGGAGUACAAAAAGGCUGGGGCCAAGGAGCAAGAAGAGAGGAAGAACAGAUACUACAUGCCGGAAGAAAAGAGAAGGAAGGAGGUGCCCCAGAAGGACCUGGAGCUCGAAGAAACACCGAUGGAGGUGGGAGGAGAGCAGGGCCGCUGGGAGGAGGAGAGGCUGAAGACGGCCUCCCUCAGCUUCGGAGCGAAGAAGGAGCGGGAGCAGGGGAUGAGGCAGGAGCAGGAGAAGUACCAGCUGGUCCUGGAGGAGGAGGAGAUGAUCGACUUCGUCAGCACGGCCAUUACCAUGAAGGGAACUCGAUCCGAGAAGGAGCAGGAGGCGCCGGCUCUGUCUCAGGCGGAGCUGAAGAAGCAGAGCAUACAGGAGGUCCGACGCAGCCUGCCCAUCUUUCCCUACAGAGACGACCUGCUGGCCGCCAUCCACGAGCACCAGAUCCUGGUCAUCGAAGGGGAAACGGGGUCAGGGAAGACCACCCAGAUCCCACAGUACCUCUUGGAGGACGGCUACACUAACGGAGGCAUGAAGAUCGGCUGCACGCAGCCUCGCAGGGUGGCAGCCAUGUCGGUGGCGGCCAGAGUGGCGGAGGAGAUGAGCGUCAAGCUUGGCAACGAGGUGGGAUACAGCAUUCGUUUUGAGGACUGCACGUCAGAGAGAACUGUGCUGAAGUACAUGACGGAUGGCAUGUUGCUACGAGAGUUUCUCACCGAGCCCGACCUGGCCAGCUACAGUGUGAUCAUCAUAGAUGAAGCCCACGAGCGAACACUCCACACAGACAUCCUGUUUGGCCUGAUAAAAGACAUCGCCAGGUUCAGAUCGGACCUGAAGGUGUUGGUGGCGAGCGCCACUCUGGACACGGAGCGCUUCUCCAGCUUCUUUGACGACGCUCCUGUUUUCAGGAUUCCUGGCAGGAGGUUCCCUGUAGACAUUUUCUACACCAAAGCUCCGGAGGCAGACUACCUGGAAGCAUGUGUGGUAUCGGUGCUGCAGAUCCACGUCACACAGCCUCCUGGAGAUAUUCUGGUCUUCCUCACUGGACAGGAGGAGAUCGAAGCGUGCUGCGAGCUGCUCCAGGAGAGGUGCCGGCGGCUCGGAUCAAAGAUAGCCGAGCUGCUGGUCCUUCCCAUCUACGCCAACCUGCCAUCUGACAUGCAGGCAAAGAUCUUCAGUCCUACUCCUCCUGGAGCCCGGAAGGUGGUGGUGGCGACCAACAUUGCAGAGACGUCACUUACCAUAGACGGGAUCAUCUACGUCAUCGAUCCAGGCUUCUGCAAGCAGAAAAGCUACAACGCCCGGACAGGCAUGGAGUCGCUCAUUGUUACGCCCUGCUCGCGGGCUUCAGCCAACCAGAGAGCAGGUCGUGCAGGCAGAGUGGCUGCUGGGAAAUGUUUCCGGCUUUACACGGCCUGGGCCUUCAAACACGAGAUGGAGGAGACGACCGUCCCCGAGAUUCAGAGGACCAACCUGGGAAACGUUGUCCUGCUUUUGAAGAGCUUAGGCAUCAAUGACCUCAUCCACUUCGACUUCAUGGACCCCCCUCCUCAUGAGACUCUGGUGUUGGCGCUGGAGCAGCUCUACGCCCUGGGAGCACUCAACCAUCUGGGGGAGCUCACUAAGCUGGGUCGGAGGAUGGCCGAGUUACCGGUAGAUCCCAUGCUCAGCAAGAUGAUCCUGGCCUCUGAACAGUACAAGUGUUCAGAGGAAGUGUUGACCAUCGCAGCCAUGCUGUCAGUGAACAACUCCAUUUUCUACCGGCCCAAAGACAAGGUGGUGCACGCCGACAACGCCAGGAUGAACUUCGUGGUGCCGGGAGGAGACCACCUGGUGCUGCUUAACGUCUACACACAGUGGGUGGAGAGCGGCUACUCCACACAGUGGUGCUACGAGAACUUCAUCCAGUUCCGUUCUAUGAGGAGAGCGCGGGAUGUCCGGGACCAACUGGAGGGUCUGAUGGAUCGCAUUGAGGUGGAGGUGGUCAGCUGUCAGGAAGACAGCAUGCCCAUUCGCAAGGCGGUGACUGCAGGAUAUUUCUACCACACGGCACGACUGAGCAAAGGCGGCUACAAGACGGUGAAGCACCAGCAGACGGUCUACGUCCACCCCAACAGCUCUCUGUUCGAGGAGCAGCCCCGCUGGCUCAUCUACCACGAGCUGGUCUUCACCACCAAGGAGUUCAUGAGACAGGUGAUUGAGAUAGAGAGCGGCUGGCUGCUGGAGGUGGCGCCUCACUACUACAAGAGCAAAGAGCUGGAGGACAGCAGCAGCAAGAAGAUGCCCCGCAAGCAGGGCAAAACGAAGGAGGAGCUGGGCUGAAGUGGCGGCCAUCGCUCCAGGGAUACACGCCAAGAAAAACUAAAAACUCCACUCUGAGAGCAGCGCUAGAAAGGGAGGAACUGGAAGCGGCAACAGUAAAAACCUGUGAAACUACCUGGGACUGUGAUUUCUCACUUAAUCCAUCAGAUAAAUCUGGAUUAUUUCAUUUAAAAUUUGGAGAGGUUGUCCUGAACUUGCCUUCAGUAAAGAAAACAAAUAAAAAAGGUUUAAUGAUUAAACUUGCUGCAUCAGCCAGCCCGGUCACUGGGUGGGUUGGUCAGCCUGUUUAUGGACUGUCAGUGCCUUUUAAACACAAACCACAGUGUUUGUUAAUGUGGACCAGGCUGAAAGGAUAAAAUCCAAAAUGUUUCACAUGUUGAAGCUCCUGACCGUGUUCAUGGUUUUUUUUUAUGGUAAUAAAGUUUUACUACCA
Messenger RNA from Melanotaenia boesemani (Boeseman's rainbowfish), 3888 nucleotides. RefSeq names its product DEAH (Asp-Glu-Ala-His) box polypeptide 16 (gene dhx16). Gene Ontology annotation, cellular component: catalytic step 2 spliceosome; intracellular anatomical structure. The transcript is spliced from 21 exons. Gene Ontology annotation, molecular function: ATP binding; RNA binding. NCBI's taxonomy places the organism in Eukaryota, Metazoa, Chordata, Actinopteri, Atheriniformes, Melanotaeniidae. The record is from RefSeq and is a predicted model, not a curated record. The coding region runs from base 291 to 3455 and encodes 1054 amino acids.